Austrofundulus limnaeus is the source of this 1387-nucleotide messenger RNA. RefSeq names its product EVI5-like protein. Gene Ontology annotation, molecular function: GTPase activator activity; small GTPase binding. Gene Ontology annotation, biological process: regulation of GTPase activity. The record is from RefSeq and is a predicted model, not a curated record. Lineage: Eukaryota; Metazoa; Chordata; Actinopteri; Cyprinodontiformes; Rivulidae.
GUUCCUUUCCGCCACUAGGGGGCAGUGCUCUUCCAGAGUUGGCGCAUGCUCCGUAGCAUGUAAACACUAGACAUUUGUGUACACGUAUUACCGCUGCAUGGGCUGGACCCGGGAGUCAAUGGGAACGAGCUAAAGUUAACGCUGGCUGUUAGCCUUCAACUAGAAACUCUGCCAGCUUGUGUUGGCUAAUAUUUAUUUGAACACGUUCCGUGAGCCGGCUCUUUUUCCCUCAUCGUAGCGGAACUGUACCUUCGUGCAUGGGAAACUGGAGACAUUUGCUGCGGCUGGCUAAAAACGCUUCAAGGUGGCGACAGAUAAGGUGGCAGGAAAGCUGAGUUCUACUCUCUCAUGGAUGAAGAACUCCGUGUCGCUCUCAGUCAGUCAGAUGGCUAGCCAGGUGGCCACGCCCACAUCCCUGCCGACCCCCACUACCUCCUCCUCCACGUCUCUGUCCUCGCCUGCCCUCUCACCCUCCUCACCCGCGCAGCUCAGUCCGGACGAUGAAGAGCUGCUGGCGAAGCUCGAGGAGCAAAACAGGCUUCUGGAGACGGACAGCAAGUCGCUACGCUCCAUGAAUGGUUCCCGGCGAAACAGUGGCUCCUCCCUGGUUUCCAGCUCCUCCGCCUCCUCCAACCUCUCCCACCUGGAGGAGGACACGUGGAUCCUGUGGGGGAGAAUAGUUAAUGAGUGGGAGGAUGUGCGCAAGAAGAAAGAGAAGCAGCUUAAGGAUCUGGUGAGGAAAGGGAUUCCUCACCACUUCCGGGCCAUAGUGUGGCAGCUGCUGUGUAACGCCCAGAACAUGCCCAUCAAAGACCAGUACUCAGAAUUGCUGAAGAUGACGUCGCCGUGCGAGAAGCUGAUCCGUAGAGAUAUCGCUCGCACCUAUCCUGAGCACGAGUUCUUCAAGGAGAAGGACAGUUUGGGCCAGGAAGUGCUUUUUAAUGUCAUGAAGGCUUAUUCUCUGGUGGAUCGUGAGGUUGGCUACUGUCAGGGGAGUGCCUUCAUUGUGGGUUUGCUGCUCAUGCAGAUGCCAGAAGAGGAGGCGUUCUGUGUGUUUGUGAAGCUGAUGCAAGACUACAGGUUACGAGAGCUCUUCAAGCCCAGUAUGGCAGAACUGGGACUCUGCAUGUACCAGUUUGAAUGUAUGAUCCAGGAGCAUCUCCCUGAGCUUCAUAUGCAUUUCCAGGCCCAGAGCUUUCAUACCUCCAUGUACGCCUCCUCGUGGUUCCUCACCAUCUUCCUCACCUCCUUUCCUUUGUCCGUCGCCACGAGGAUCUUCGAUAUAUUUAUGUGUGAGGGUUUGGAGAUUGUUUUCCGUGUUGGAUUUGCCAUCCUUCAGAUGAACCAGGCUGAGCUCAUCCAGCUCGACAUGGAGGGAAUGUUACAG